AACAUUGUUUACUCCUUGUCAAUACAGAAUGGCACUGGGUGGAGGAGCUCCCCAGAGAGGAAGUGCGGCAGCUACUGCCAGCAUGCGCAGGAGAAGGACGACAAGUUCAGGUACAUCUGGAGGGGCAGCUGGAACAAUGCUGCAAUUUUACACGGAUGAUGCUCCUGGCCUCAAGAUAUCCCCCAACGUUGUACUCGUCAUGAGCAUUGGUUUCAUUGCGUUUGUUGCCAUUCUCCAUGUUAUGGGAAAGCUGUACUUCGUGCGAAGAGAAGCCUAGUGGGUUUUGCCCUUGAUUAAGUAUUGAAUAUUUAAAUGCAAUGAGACAAAAGUUUAAUUUUGAUCU
This is a messenger RNA of Cucurbita maxima (winter squash), 343 nucleotides long. RefSeq names its product protein transport protein Sec61 subunit beta-like. NCBI's taxonomy places the organism in Eukaryota, Viridiplantae, Streptophyta, Magnoliopsida, Cucurbitales, Cucurbitaceae. The transcript has a single exon. The record is from RefSeq and is a predicted model, not a curated record. Gene Ontology annotation, cellular component: endoplasmic reticulum membrane; Sec61 translocon complex. Bases 29 to 277 code for a protein of 82 amino acids. Gene Ontology annotation, biological process: intracellular protein transport.